Molecule: messenger RNA, 26482 nt
Organism: Podarcis lilfordi (Lilford's wall lizard)
Lineage: Eukaryota; Metazoa; Chordata; Lepidosauria; Squamata; Lacertidae
Source: the annotation of a GenBank genome assembly
GUACAGAGGGGGAGCAGAAAUCAAUAAUUAUCUGCAUUAGGAUUUGCCACCCUUGUUUCUUUUGCUGCCUGAGGCAGUUGCCCCACCUUCCCCAACGGGAGGACCGGCCCUCACUGCCUCCCGUUCUGAGCGUCCCUGCCUGAUCGCGCGGCCACCCUCCUGUCCCCGCCCACCGCGCGGCAGCCCGGCCAAUCGCCUUUCAUUCCAGCACAACGUUGGGGGGGGGGAAAGGGAUGGAGGGGGCGGGGCCAGCCUCUGCCCCGCCCCCGCGGCGCGAGCGCUCAUCCCGCCCGACGGCGGUUUGUACGGGACAAAAAAGUAUGCGCGGGAUUCGAUUGGGACCGUUCGCGCCCCUUUUUGGCCUGAGGCGAUGAAGAGAGAGGGGGCGGAGGGGCCCUUCUAAGCCCCGCCCCUUGCUCGUUUGGCUCUUCUCGCCCUCCCCCGCCCCCCUCACGUUCCCUCUUUAAAUCCGUCGCCGGCGCAUGCGCGGCGGAGUCCGCCGCGAUGGAGGAGCUCCUGGGGCAGGUGGCGCUUCGCUUCUCCCGCCUGCCCAUGUUCCCUUUCUUCGACCUGGCGCAUUACGCGGCCUCCGUCCUGUCGCUGAAGGAGCAGCCGGGUGAGUGAGGGGGAAGGCGGGCGGGCAGCGGGGAUGGCGGCGCCGGAGGAGCCCGGCCUCGCGUCUGGCCGUGCCUCCUGGGCAUGUGCAGAGUGCCUUCCCUUGUGGACGAGCGCGGUUAGCUGCGAGGAGAGGGCUCGCUCAGCUCCACGCCGCUUUUCUCUUUUUUAAAUUGUAUGUUGCAUGCCCGCACGUUUUAUAAAGAAACACAAACACCCCUUUUUUAAAUUUUUUGGCGGGGAGGGAGAAAAUUAAGCAUUUUUUUUGUUCAUUUUUUCCUAUAUUAUAUUUUCUGUUUUACAUUUUAGAAUGUUCAUUUAAAUAACCUUAAAGCAUCAGUGACUUCCCUUCUGCUCUUUCCAUGGUUCAUUUUGCAUACCAUAAAUCCACGCAUAUUUUACAUAAACUAAGCUAUUCCAUUAUUACAUCCAUCAAAACUUGUUACUUUUGCCUGCUGCGUAGCUGCCCAGAGUGGCUGGGGAAACCCAGCCACAUGGGCGAGGGAUAAAUAAUAAAAUUUUUAUUAUUAUUAGUUUAUGAAAUUUGAAUCCAUACGACUUGGUGACAGACGCAUGCAUGGUUCGUUGGAUGGCUUUGACAGGUAGCCGGAUUAGGUAAAUUCCUGGAGGAUAUAAGGCUUAUCAUUGUAUCCUGAAGUUCUGCAUCCAGUUCUGGGCACCACAGUUUAAGAAGGGAUGUUAUGCAGAGGAAGGCGACUAAAGACAUAGGAGCCGACUCCUAGGGGCAAAGGAGUCUUCAGUCCCCUCAUAAAAUAUUUGAGUGAAUGGGCAUUGCCAUUCAAAUGGUGUAUGUUUGCAACACCAUGUGAUCAGUUAUGUGGGGCGGGGCUUACCUGGCUCACCCAAUAUUUCAAUAUUGGCACCCAGUGGACCAAGAUGAUAGAGGGUCUGGAAACCAAGCCUUAUGAGGAAUGGUUCAGGUAGCUGGGCAUGUUUAGCCUGGUAAAAAGGAGACAUGAUAGCCACCUCCAGAUAGCUAAAGGGCUGUCACAUGGAGGAUAGCGCAGGCUUGUAUUCUCCAGCUCUGGAGGAUAGGACCUGGACCAAUAGAUUUAAGUGACAAGGAAGAAGAUUCUGACUAAAUAUUAGGAAGAACUUUCUGACAGUAAGAACUGUUCGACAGUGGAAUAGUCUCCCUUGGAAGUUGAUGGACUUUCCUUCAUUUGAGGUUUUUAAGCAGAGGUUGGUUUGGCCAUCUGUCUUGGAUGCUUUAGCUGAAAUUCCAGCACUACAGGGGGUUGGGCUAGAUGACCCUUGGGUCCCUUCCAGCUCUACAGUUCUAUGAUUCUGCCAGUGACUGUUAGCUGUGUUUGUUGUAUGGAAGUCCAUACUCAAAGCUAAUACACAACAAUGCCUGUUUCUGAAGAGCAACUGUUGCCUUCAUCUCCUGCCUGUGUGCUUCCCAUAGACGUCUGGUUGGUCACUGUGAGAAAGAGGGUGCUGGACCUGAUAGGCCUUUGGUGUGAUCCAGCAGGACUUUUGUUCUAACUGGAAGUAACAACAGUGCUUCUGAUCAUGUGCAGAGUUACUUUCCCCCCUUGCACCAAGGGUGGGGAACCUGUGACCCUCCAGGUGUUGGAAGUUGGGGCUCCCAGCUUCCAUCAUCUGCAACUGUUGGUCAUACCGGCUGGGGCUGGUGGGAGUUGUAGUCAAAGACCUGGAGGGCACCAGUUUGAGGAAUGGUACCCUGAGACCAAAAUCAGCACAUGUAUCAAGAACAGCUGUUGCCAGAGGUUAAAUUUAUAGCUAGGUUCAGACUGUCCUAAAAGCUUUUAUUUAUUUAGCAUUAACAGGUUCUCAGGGUGGCUUACAAAAGUUAAAAAUAAAACCAAUGGGAACAAGAACAUUGAAAUACCACAAUUUAAAAGCAGCUGGCAGUAUUAAAGCAAAUGCCAAGCUGCACACACACAAAAAAAACAUUCAGGGUUUUUUAAAAGGCUGGCAAAAGCGUGUUGCUGAAAUGACACAAAUACGACUGGCUUAGUGCUUUGGCAUAAAAGCAGUAUGCAGAGUGGAUUUGGAGUGUGUAUGGAGCAGAUUUGACUAACAUCACAUAUCAAUGAAUGGAUUCAAGUGAUGACUCUUAUUUUGUUAUGCUGUGCUUUCUUUAAUGAAAUUCCAGGUAGCACUUGUUGGGUGUCUGGUAAUCUGUUCAGGUACUGACCAGUCCAGACCUGCUUGGCUUCAGCCAGGUUGUUGCUGCAUCAUGUGGCUUUAGGGUCUGAACUGCUUCAGGGCACAAGUUGUGAAACUCUGUAGUGCAAGGAUGGGGAAUCUGUAGCUCUCCAGGUGCUGGGCUACAACUCCCACCAUUUCUGGUUGGGGCUGAUGGGAACUGGAGUCCCACAAGAGCUGGAAGCCUGCAGGUUCUCCAAUCAUGCACUGUAGAGUCUCACGAUGUCUGCCAUGGACCAUUUCAGAACCUUUAAGAGUGUUUGGAAUCUCUCUUCAGAAAUUAAAAACUGGGUCUAUACUGGGGAUAGCUGAGCAUGUCACACACACCCCAGUCUUCUCCUUGGUCCAUAAUAGCCCUCACGAUUAUAUACAAUCAUGGUUGUGUACUUGUAUACAAAAAGAUCCCUUUCCACGACACUCUGUUCACCAUGGCCUUGACUCUCAACAAGUACUAUUGAGGCACCUCAGCCUCAAACAGGUGUGUUUAGGCAGACAAAAGGAAGUACUAUGUGACUUUGCUUUGGUAGUGUUGAAAAUGCACCGCAUUUGCCUGCAUUUUGCAGGAGUGGAACUGCUAUAGGCAAAUUCUGAAUGGGGGAAACAGUGAAAGCGAUAUGCUUCUAUGGUAUAGGCACACUUACGUGCGGCUUCUCUGCUCAGAAUCCUUCAGCUGCUUUCUCUCACUUUGAAAAAGACAGAGCUGUGUGUGACAUGAAGUUGGCCCCUUAGCAACCUUAUCUUCACCACUUGGCCGGAGCACACACUGCAUGCCUUCAUGGUGUCUCAUCAUUAGUGGGGUAAACCCAACUGACAAGACCAUGUUCAGAUUGAUGAUACAAAACACUAAAUUUAGUUCAUCAUUCUACCCACAAUAUAGCUAUAAAUGGCAACUUUAAAUGGCAAGCCAUUGAAGCAGCAUAACAGCAUAGUAACAACAUGCCCAUGCUAUAAUCAUUAACUUGAAUUUUUGGACCCACAAAUAAUGUGCAGUGUUCCUUUCCUCCAAAGAAAAACAAAUUGAUUCCUUUGACUCCAGGGGCGUAUUUGCAACACAGUCUUACACUGGCUUUUACAUGUUGCUGCUUCCUCAAAGAAUCCUGGGAAUCAAAGCUGGAGUGUAGAUCCAGACUUCGGAGAGACAUGGGAAUGGUGCUAAUAACAUCCCCUCGCCCCCCCCCCCCCCAAAAAACACACACCAGGUCAUGGCCCAGUCCUGCUUGUGGUGAAAAUGGCAUAGUGGCUGUUGCACCACUGCUGCUUAGGUGGCAGUGCUGCUCUCCACCGGGUGCCUGGACAUGCUGCAGUGAUGAAUGGUGGUGGUGGUUUUGAAUGGGAGCUAAGCUCAGUUCUCAUCCAUGGUGAACACCUGCAAUCUUAAGUUACCCCAAUGCAAUGCUUGGCUCAUAGAUCUAGUUGGGCAAGGCUGGUAUAAAGAAGGGAUGUACCAUAAGAGGAGGGACGCGGGUGGCGCUGUGUGUUAAACCACAGAGCCUAGGACUUGCCGAUCAGAAGGUCAGCGGUUUGAAUCCCCGCGACGGGGUGAGCUCCCGUUGCUCAGUCCCUGCUCCUGCCAACCUAGCAGUUCGAAAGCACGUCAAAGUACAAGUAGGUAAAUAGGUACCGCUCCAGUGGGAAGAUAAACGGUGUUACCAUGCGCUGCUCUGGUUUGCCAGAAGCAACUUGGUCAUGCUGGCCACAUGACCUGGAAGCUGUACGCCGGCUCCCUCGGCCAAUAAAGCGAGAUGAGCGCCGCAACCCCAGAGUCGGCCAUGACUGGACCUAACUGUCAGGGGUCCCUUUACCUUUAUCUACCAUAAGAGGCAUAGGGGGCAAGGGAGGAACACCAAAAGCUGAAGGGGACCGGAGACUCAGGCCAGCUUGGCAGGACUUUCCAGCUGAAAGUGGCAGACCAGAGGACCAGAUGCAGAAGGAGCUGGAAGCACAGGUGGUGGUGGUGCUCGCUUGACCCCUUUGGAACAGGAUUGCCAAUGGCUUAAUGAUGCAGCAGCAUCUCAAGCAUGAACUGAGUGUAGGAGGAGCAGCAGGGAAAAGUUACCAUUGCUUGCACCUGUAUAAUUUUGGACAUUAAGGCAUCAUUCUGGAAGUCUGAGUUUCCUGGUCUCUCUGGGAAGGUGAAGUCUUCACUUGUUGCUGUUCUUGCUUGGAGAGAAAACCUGCAACUAAUCCACUAGCCCCUGUUCCUCUGAAUCUGGAGCAUCUUCCUGAUAUAUAUCAAAACAUCUUUUUUGGGGGGGGGGUAGUGGAAAUUAGACUUGUGGAAUAUGUGUCUGUCUUCUGACCUCACAAAUCCUUGUAAAUAUAUACUUGUGAAUAGGGCAUUUGGACUUAAUAUCUUGUGCUCCAGACUUGUAAUUAGGUAAAUCUGAUAGUUCAUCCAGAUAAUUAUCUCCCUUGUCAAGCACACAAUUAAGCUUAAUUAACUGCAGCUUUAAUGCUAGAAGGAAUAUUGAUGGGUUCUCAGCACUAAUAUUCAUUGGGACAUGCAGUGCAGAUAUUAAAGCAUGGCAAUUUAUAUUUGGAUAUUGCUGAUACAAACUAUGUUUAAUUUGGCUUAACAAAAGUAAUUCCAAAGAAUUAAGUUGCAUGUGCACCUACUAACUGGAUCCUCAUUUUUUGGUAUGAAUUAAAGGCAGGUAAUUAGUGGCUACAUCUAAUUACUUGUGGAUUACUGAAAGCAAAUCACUUGAUCAUUUCUGUUUUCUCCCAUUAAAAUUUGCUUUUCUACAUAAUACCAGUUUCUUAACUUGCCUGCUUUCUUGUGCUCAUACUAUUGUAAAGAAAGCAAGUUUUUUUAAAAAUUGAAAUAGUAUUGCAUUUGCAGUAGUAGAAUGUUUUGUAGAGAGUUGGAGCUGGGUUGGUCCUUUUGAAUGAAGCCUUGCACCUGUUCUGGUGCUAUGAUGGUUGCAUUCAGUGCUGUUAUUACUUGGACCAUUGUAAAUGUAUCUUCUUUUUUGACAUUCACAUAGUAGCUGAUUGUUGAGGGGUCUGUAUGCUUUGCACAGUAUUUCAUCAUGCUUGAUAAGUACAUAUUGAAUAGUUAUAGGUCGGUAGCCAUGUUGGUCUGCCGUAGUCAAAACAAAAUAAAACAAUUCUUUAAUAUAAAAGAAGUGUGCAUGCACACGAAAGCUCAUACCAAUAACAAACUUAGUUGGUCUCUAAGGUGCUACUGGAAGGAUUUUUUUUAUUUUACAUAUUGAAUGUGGACCAAUCUUGGAACAACCUUGCAAACAAAGUUCAUAACAGCUUUUUUGCUAGUUGACUGCAAAGACCCCCUGUACCGGCCAUUUGUGGCCUAAAAGAAGGCAGGGGGUGGAAAACCUUUUCUGCCUUGUGGCCUGGAGUUGGUCCUUGCCACAAACAAAUCAAACAAAAGUCUUCUUAUAAGGUUGGCUUAGAACCCAACAGUGAGGCCAGUUAAGGAGAAAUCUUAAAUGACAUCAAUGGGGUUGACAAUGCAGUUUUAAGUAUGUUUACUCAGAAGUAAGCUCUACGUUCAGUGGGAAUUGCUCUCUCAAAGUGUUCUUGGGAUUUUGACCAUAGACAGUUUGUUCUGUAUGCUUUAGCUAUGGGUAGGCAAUGGAUUUAUUGGCUUGGAUACAAAGGUGAAUAGUCAGGCCCUUUUGCUUUUGCAAGGCAUCCCCAACCAAAUUCUUCUCAUUUCCUUAUCCUGCCCCAGAGACUCCUGUGCUCCAACUCUUGUUCUUUCAAAGAGUCACUUGAUCCUUAGGGUCAUCUUUAGGAAGUUUUUGGGGUGUUAUAUCAGGAAAGACACAAUGACCCUUCACACUCGUGAUGCCAUUUCAAAUACUUUGGGCAGCAUCCAGCUUUAUUCACUUUAUUCAGUAAUAAGCAACAUACUGAACUAAAUAAAAAUCCAUUUAUUUCAGUGGGUUUGCUCAGAGUAUGGCUAAAGUUGGAGAUCAUGCUUUCUAUACUGUUUUCAUAAAUAAUGCUUAAACCCAUUUUGGUAUUGGGCAUGUGAAGCAAAUUAAUGAACUACAUUGGUAGGAACAGUGGUUCCCAAAUUUGCACCCCACUGGAUGGCCUGAAAAUUGCUGAGGGUGGUGGUUGGUGCUGACCUGUGAUCAGGUUUUUGCUCUUUCUGUAGAGAUUAAAGGUGAGAUGUUUGAACUACUUACACUUUGUCUUUUCUACUGUUCCAGGAGCAGUUGACGUAUCAUACCGCAGCCCAAUUGCAUGCUGGUUUAGCGCAAUGCUUUACUGUUUUGGUGGCUCCAUUUUAUCUUCGCUGAUGCUUGCAGAACCUCCAGUUGGAUUUCUUGCCAACACCACAAAUGUCUUACUUGCCUCGUCAGUCUGGUAAGCAGCUUUUACGAUGAAGGAUGUUGCCUAAAACUUAAAUCUGUGCUUAAAUUCAUGGAAUGCAGCUUCAGAAUUUUAGAGCUGCCAUCUGAUUCAAAGAAUCUAGGUCAGUUAAUUGUGUGAGUUUUAAUAGAUUAAAUCUGCAUAGUUUUGCAUACGAAUGAAUAAAUAAAAAUAUUCAGGGCCCAAGAGAAAUGGGUGUCUGCAAUUGGCGGUUUUUAAAUAUGCUUUUUAAUACAAGUUGUUGUCUGGGUACCUCGUUGAAAAAGGUUUUUAUUCAAUUUAAUCAAUUAGUUAACACAGUGUUGCACCUGUAAUUAGAAGCUGUUCAAAUGCUAAAAACUGGAUGUUUAUAUAGACAUGCAUAAAAAGGGCAAUUGGUGCACUUGCCACAAUAUGUACAUAGAGUUAUUUUGGUUCAUGGUGUAGCUUGGGGAAGGUGAAUAAUCUGCAGGUUUUCCUAUAGGGUGUGUUGUUCACAGUCCUGACUGGCUGAUCCCUGUGAUGUCAAGAACCCUCUUUUCUUGUGUGUCCCCCACCCCCUAUGCUGUUUUACAUGGUUUUUAUUUUUAACAAAAGAGCACUGGGUGUAUGUUAGACUGACUAAAAUAAAACGUUGCACUAAAGAAAAAAACUUUUAAAGGCAAUAAUACAUCCUGUCUCAAAUGUGGGGUAAGACCUGUUACUUUAGAACAAUGGCAGGUACGUCUGUCUUUCAAGAGGAAAUUGGGCUUGCCCUUCUCGGAGUAAAAGCGAGCAGUUACUGUUUUCAGGUUCAUUUUGAAUGCCGCCAUCGAUGCCUUUCUCACAAAGGCUGCAGUCUCAGUUACUUACCUGAAACUCGGCGGGCCUCGGCUUCUAGUAAGUACAGUGGUACCUCAGGUUACAUACGCUUCAGGUUACAUACGCUUCAAGUUACAGACUCCGCUAACCCAGAAAUAGUGCUUCAGGUUAAGAACAGAUAUCGUGCUCCGGCAGCAUGGCGGCAGCAGGAAGCCCCAUUAGCUAAAGUGGUGCUUCAGGUUAAGAACAGUUUCAGGUUAAGAACGGACCUCCGGAACGAAUUAAGUACUUAACCCGAGGUACCACUGUAUAGAUCAGAUUGGGCUGCUUACCUUGGUGUCUUGUGGCGUAAAUGGAAGCCAGUCAUUCAAUUUACCGCAUUAAGAUUUGCAUUUUCCUGACUAUUAGAGCCACCUUUCCUCCAGGGAGCUCAAGGUGACAUAUAUGGUUCUCCCCCUGCCCCUUUUAUCCUCGCAGCAACCCUGUGAAGUAGGUUCAGCUGGGGAAUUGACCCCUGGUCUUCCAAGUCCUAGUCCAGUACUCUGAACACUACACUUCUAGUCUUUCAGAACAUUGGAGUUAGGAGAAAGACAGAAGAUUGGUACGUGCAAACUAGUAAUUACUGUGAGCUAGAUUUGUCCUCCAUGUGAAUUUCCAACUAGCUGAGAGGCCCAGUAAUAGGACUUAGCAGUGUUCGUAACUGGCACAGAACAGUAUCUUUUUAUGCGUGCAUAAAGUACAUGUUGUUCUUUUUCAGACUUUUUCCUAAUUAGUGAAGCUCAUUAACAGUUUUGAGUUGGGGUUGAAUUUAUGAAUCUCAGCCCUUCUUUAGCUGCCGUGACACGAGCUGUGGAAUGGAUGCUACUCUCUUCCACUGUCUCUUAACCCACAUUUGGGUGGGGUGAAUGCUUGUGGGGUCUUUUUUUGUGGGGGGGGGGAAGUGUUUUUCCUUCACUAUAGUAGUUUCUCAGUUUAAGCAGUACUAACAUCAUCUUAUUAGAAGUUCAUCGGUAUGAGAAUGUGCUUUGAUUUAGGUCGCCUUUAAUCAGAAUAAUUGGGUCUCCUGGCCUGAAAAACAAAGCAUGCAUUUUCUGGCUCAGACCCUAACUUUUCUUCCAUAAACAGAACAGAGUUGGUGUUCAUGGAAUGGCCUUUUGCUUCACUCUGAAGCCUCCUGCACCCCGCCCCCCAAACCCCCUGUCCCUAUAAGUUGGGGGUCUGUUGAUGAGUGAGGUAGUUGGGUGACAAUGUAACCCUUCCUCAGGAUUCAAGUCCAUGUGUUUACCGUCAUCCUAUACUCGUCCUAGAAUCCAAAAAUCUCAUUAUGAGAUGCCGUUCUGAGCCAUAUCCAUUGCUUGACAUAGGAAGAAGCUAUAGGGAGGUAUAGUCGAAGCUGCUUUUCAAUAUGCAGAGACUUAAAUGGUGUCUUAUUAAAAUUAACUGAUUGAUUGAUAAAACACUCCAGUUAUUCAGGCAAAUUAAGUCCAAGGAAAAAAAUAACUUCAUUGCCUUGUUUCUUCCUAUCAUACUUAAAGGAUGCCACCAUCCUUAAUAGGAUAGCUUGAAUGUAUAUUCAUGCACCAUCAUCUCUACUUUAAGGUGCAUCUGUUAGGAUAAGAGGGACACGGAUGGCGCUGUGGGUUAAACCACAGAGCUUAGGGCUUGCCGAUCAGAAGGUCGGCGGUUCGAAUCCCCACGACGGGGUGAGCUCCCGUUGAUUGGUCCCUGCUCCUGCCAACCUAGCAGUUCAAAAACACGUCAAAGUGCAAGUAGAUAAAUAGGUACCGCUCUGGCGGGAAGUUAAACGGUGUUUCUGUGUGCUGCUCUGGCUCUCCAGAAGCAGCUUAGUCAUGCUGGCUACAUGACCCGGAAGCUGUACGCCGGCUCCCUCGGCCAAUAAAGCGAGAUGAGCGCCGCAACCCCGGAGUCGGUCACGACUGGACCUAAUGGGCAGGGUCCCUUUACCUUUACCUGUUAGGAUAAGAAGCAGUUUUCCUAAAGCGUUUAGGGAAGCUGGGUCCCAUCCCCCCCCCCCGCAAAAAAAACCCUGCCCGCCUUGCUGGUGCAUUUGGGAUGUACAACAUACUGAUUUUGUGUUAUAUACAGUACAUCAUGAUGAACUCCUGUUUUUUCUUACAUAUAGAUUGUACCCAUGCAGAAAAACAGUGGGGUUUUGUGGUCCCCCAGCAGUUGUUUCUGGGGCCCCAUCAGGACUCCAAGCUGAGUGCUAGCCACCUCUGGUGCAAGGGAUUCUAUAUGACCUUGGUUAAUAACACUGCUAUCAUUAUUAAAAGUAAACAUGGCAAAUGCACUAUCAGGGCCCCGUUUUCUGCAGUUGAAUCUUUUAAUAUAUCUGAGAAGUAGGUGUUUAAACCUUUCCCCUCUCAUCCUCUGAAAUGCUUCACAAGGAAUUGGAUUGGAGAAGGUGCAGCCCCUUGAUGUGUGAAGUGGUGUGUGGAUGCUUCCAUCAAAACAGAAGGCAAGUUCUGAAGAUUGCUGUCAGAUGCAUCACAGAACAAACCAAGAACCCAAGUGACAAGUGUGAAAUGCUUUGUUUUCACUCAAGCCUUGUUUACAUUUACACGUUGAAGUAUGAGCCCUAUCGACUUCAGCAACUGACCAUUUAGGAAUGUUGUUAUUGCAUGUAAAAAAUACAGCCGACUUUAGAAUUGUGUAGAAUGCUGCCUCCGUAUUGCAUAAAAUCUGAAAUGAAACUUUCCCCCUUCACUGGGAGAAAAAAUUCCAUCAGUAAGAGAGUGGCAAAUUAAAUUUUGUGAAUAUAUAGUUCUGGCAAGACUUACGGCAGCGAUAAGAGGACAAUCAGAUCAAAAACUGAUAGAAGAGUGGGAUUGUGUAAAGGAGUACAUGAAAAAACAUUGUUCUGGCAUAAACAUAUUGAUAUGCAAUGAAUGAAGUUUACAGGGUAAAGACAAGGAGAAGUUGGGUAUAAAAGGUAUAAAGGCAAAAUAUUAUUGAUAACACAAUUAAAAUAAAAGAGAAAGAAGGAAGUCAUACACAGGUGGAGGGAAGUCAAGAUUUGUGUACUUUUGUUUGUUUGUUUUUGUAUUUUAGGUUGAUAUCUUUUUUCGUUUGCUGUUUCUCUUAUUUUUUAUGUUACUUUGACGUUGUCUAUUCUGUUUGUUUCGUGUUUUUUGUUAUUGUAACUAUCAAUAAAAAAUAAAAAUAAAAGAAACUUUUUCCCUUCUCUGAACAAGCCAAGCUAAUAGAGAUUCUGUUAUGGCUGUCAACUAGUGACAUCUACUGGCACCUAUUGGAAACAUCUCUCGCAUUCUACAAGAGCCAGUCUUAUUUAUUAUAAAUGCCUGAUUUGAAUACUAUAUACUAUUUUCCCCUUUGACUAGGACAUAAUGAGGAAUCUGCUGUUCUUCCUAUACAGCAGAGACAAUUAUGCACAUGCAUUGCUAUGACUUUGCAUGAAAGGAAUGUGCCUCUAGAGUUGUGAAGGCCCAGAAGAAAACUGGAAAAACAAAAGCUGGCUGUUCCCCUCCAAUUCUUCUUCUUGUGUCCCCUCUCCCUUGAAAAAUAAAUGGGAUUUCACAGGUGUACGGUAAUGAGCAAAUAUUGUGUAAUACCACUUCUCUAAUGAGAUCAAAAUCACCACUGAGCAGUCUCCUAAUUUAUUAUAGAUCCCUGGCCAGCGACUAGUUUUACAGGCAAAUUUGAGAGAGGGUGGAGAGCGGCGGUUCAGACUAUCCUGUAUGGUUCGCCAGACUGUGCUGUCAAACAGACCCACAGAGAGACCACUUUUUCCACCUGCUCCUGUCAGAGUUAAACACUCAGAUAUGUGAGCCUAGGUGCCAAAUGGCUCCUUAAAUGUCAAGUUGCCUUUUUUCAAUACAACUUUUUGUUUCCUGAAAUCCAUUCUGAUUGUGCAGAUAAAAUAUAAUGGACAAAAUUCUGCAGGAUGUGUUGCUCGUGUGUAGAAACAGGCAAGAUCCAAGGAUCUUCAGGCAUGCACCUCCAGGUGGUGGAGACAUCAGGCGGCAUCCUGGCACCCGGGCAUCUUCACCUGGUUGCAAAUGGCCAAUAGUCAGGUGCAAAGUGCAGAAUUUCAAACACUGGCUCCUCUUGCUCCUAGGUGGGCAGGUCUGGCAUUGCAAAUUCCUGUUGAAGACUUUUGCACUAGGGUGCUAGGGAAAGAUCUGCUUCAUAAGCAAAGAUAAUUUGACCUGUCUGAAAAAAAAUACCCAACUUGUACAAUGUUUCCAAAUGUAAGCUUAUUUUUUAAAAGAUUUUCACCCAAUGCACCUGCUGGAGGUUAGGGAGAGUCUGUUGUAUUAAGACAACUCACAUGCUAAAUUGAAGCCCUGCGUAUUAUUAUUAAAUAUAGAUGUUAAGAAACGUAUGUGGAUUCUGAGAAUGGAAAAAGCAAGGUCCAUAUAGUGAAGUCACAACUGUUGGCUUGCAAUAAUAAAGCAUAUCUGUGCGGAUUGAAGAAGGCAGAGGUGCUUGGCCCUUUGAGCUUCCAUUGGCACAGGAGCAGGCAUCUGAGGAAGGCUUAUUCCUUUGGCACGCCGAUGGAGAGAGAUCGGAGAAGGCUGGUGAAACCUGAUGAAGAGAUCUCCUCUGAUCCUGACAGUAAACCAUCAGCAUCUCUGUUCACUCUGUGUCAGCCGGCGUGCUUGAUUUUCAAUCAAAUUUGGCAGUGGGAGGGAGACGGUAAUGAAAAUGAUGUCUCUUUGUUAAAGGAGCCUGUAGAGGCAGAGGCAAAAGGGGAGAGCAAUAGAUGAUUAGGAGGAAGCGAGUAAAACGCUGCCUACCAGGCCUUUAUUUAUAAUUGUUCAACCUUUGUGCUGGGGUGGAACAGUGAGGGAAUAUAUAUAUCUUUCAAUAAGUGAAUGGGAGGGAAAGAUUGUUCAGAGCUAGACAAAAUGCUCAUGUAAUUGCCCCUGCUCCUAUAGGUAUGUGGAGAGAGUCACUCAUGCAAUUGCAGCAUUGGUGAAUGCAUGUUUCGGGCUCCUAGCCUAUUUUCCCCAAAUUUGGGAGCUUUAGGAAAAUGCUGUAUUUGUACAUUAGAAGUGUAAUAUUAAGAGGAUACAUGUGGACUAAACACAAUGGAUGUGACUUUUUUUUAAUGCUAUAUACUUCUUUAAAAUGCCAGAUCUUGAUAUACCACAAAGAAUGAGGUGUUGGGGUAUUUUUUUUUACAGCAGUUGUGUGUGUUUGUUUUUAACCAAAGAGCAGGGAAGGAGCCACAUGCCCACAAUUUCAGCAGCACGCUGCAUGUUCACAUUUAAACCAUAGUUUAGUUUAACUAUGGUUUAAAGUGACUGAUAGCCGUAAUACUACAGCGAUGACUUCUUAACAUCUAGCUCUUUUUUUUUUUUUAAAAAAAAGCCUUUAUCAGUUUGUUUCAUUUUGUCAGCAUGCUUCCAUUGCAAACAUUGCGAAGUAGCUAAGGUUCAAACUUUUUCCCCAAUUCUUUAGGUAUCUUGUAUUUUAUUGUCCGCGUGAUCUAGCCUACCGCUGUUUCUGUUUUCUACCUAUACGACUGCUGCUUGCAGGGAUGAAGGAAGUGACUAGAACGUGGAAAAUAACUGGCGGGAUUGCACAUGCACAUCAGCACUACAAAAAUGUCUGGUUAAUCAUGAUAGUAGUUGGCUGGGCCAGAGGUAAUGUAUAAAAAAUAAUAUCUAUAUAUAUUAAAAAGCGUUUCAAAUUUUAAGGGGGAAUCUCAAGGACAGUGGUUGCAAAUCUUUUGAGGGGGCAUGGGCUGCACUGACACAUAGUGAACCCUCUGUAAAAAAAAAUCAGUAUGGCCAAUUAUUAUUUUUUUAAAGGACACUGGGGCGGCUCACAAAAAUCAUUGGCAUUUUGGGUGGCAUUUUGGGGGCACAAAAAUGGGUGUGUGUGGACUGUACAUAGCUUGUGUGGAUUAGGCACCACUGUUCUAUGAAAUGGUAUUGCAUCCGGGGCCACUCUUAGAGGAAAAACCAAUUUAAAUCCAUCCUGUUAAUGUGUUCUUCGCCCUCCCUCCCUCUCACCACUGCCACCCCCUUCUUGGCUGCUCCUUAGAGCCAUGAAGCUCAAUCCUGCUCAAGUUUAGUUCCACCCUCCAGAGGAAAAGAACUCAUGCCUAAGCUUUCACAUGUUGCUGUUUAUGUGGCCUCUGAAUAAGAUGUCCCUAGUUUAGGUUUCAGUUUUACUGGCAAAUGCUGUUCUUGGAUGAGAGCCGCUUAUAGGUGCUCUCAUUUUAUUACGGAAUUCCACCUCUGCCAGGUAUAACAGUAGCAGGGGCAUUUAUAUUUCUACGUCAGCUCUGACAGGUUUGUUUAAAGCUCAAAUUAUAAGGCAGCAAUCCAUAGGUAGGAGAUGGGGAGGUCAGCACGGUGGACGUCAGGGCAGGGGAGUGUUUUUGUGCUUUCUCGUCGUUUUUAAAAAAUGUGAACAUUGGAAUUGGUGGAAAGGGAAUAUACUACAGUAGCUCCAGUUUGGUUUAGUUACAUAUAACUAAACUGCUAGCUUUCAUAUGUGUGCUGCAAAAGGCUCUUUUGGUGAGAGCUGACAAGUGAUGGGUGUUUCAAAAAAGGUUCAAGAGUUGCAGUCAUGGUGUUUAAAAACAGAACACUGGUUUGUCCCUCCUCUGCCAGGUCCCAGUAGGCUAGUCAAAUUUUUUUUGUAGACUAAUAACUUAUGCGAGACUUUUAUAGGGCUGGACUACUACUUCCAUGAGUUUGGUGUCUUUCUUCUGGAGUAGUCACAGGGAAGAGUGGAAGUCAUUCUAUGAGCCCUUAAUGGGUGCAUAAUCUCUGUGUUGCUAUUGCUUUGUAAGCAAGAAGAGAUUUUGUGCUUAACUUCAGUAAGAUAUAGGAAUCUCUCUCUCAAAGCCUUUUUUUACUAAAUGGACAAUCACAAAUUCUAAGCUCCAGCGUACCAGGCUGCUGCCUCCAUUAUUAUUAUUAUUAUUUAUUAAGCUUUGACAAAAUUUAAGAUCCUUGUUGAAUUAAUUUCCCCCCUGAAAUAUUAGGUGCUUGCCCCUGACAAUAGGAUGCUUUCAAAUGAGUCUCAAAUUGAGGACCCAAUUUCAAAAACUGUGAAGUAGGUCAUUCCAUUUGUGCCUAUAACUUGAGGGCCAUAUCCUGCUCCUUUUAGAAAGGGAUGUGAGCAGCUUUGCAGUUGUCCUGACUGGAAGCAGAAUUGAAUGUCGUCAGAUCUUCUGGAACCAAUUUUAUGCAUGUAAUAAUUUCUUGUUGAAUUGCAGGAGCUGGGGGCGGCCUAAUAUCUAACUUUGAGCAGUUAGUGAGAGGUGUGUGGAAGCCAGAAACUAAUGAACUGCUGAAGAUGUCCUAGUAAGUCAAUGAAAAGCACGUAACAAUUGUCACAGUACUGGGAAUGUUCUUUCUUUGUAUUGAAAGUAGUACUGUAUGAGUAGCUCUUCAGUAACAUGACUCUUCUAUAAUAAAUUAGUGUGCUUCAAACUUUCUGCCUGGAGGGAGAACUGUCCGUGCCAGUUUGCUGCUGAGGAACCCCAAAAUAUCUGCAAUGAAACUGUCGCAUGUUGUAGUAUUGGUUUCUAGAAAACCUAUUAGUUUUGCUCUAUAUGAAUUGGGUAAAAAGAUAAAGGUAAAGAGAACCCCUGACAGUUACGUCCAGUUGCGAACGACUCUGGGGUUGUGGCGCUCAUCUCGCUUUACUGGGUCAUGUGGCCAGCAUGACUAAGCCACUUUUGGCGAAACCAGAGCAGCGCACGGAAAUGCUGUUUACCUUCCCGCCAGAGUGGUACCUAUUUAUCUACUUGCACUUUGAUGUGCUUUCGAGCUGCUAGGUUGGCAAGAGCUGGGACCGAACAAUGGGAGCUCAUCCCGUUGCGGGGAUUCAAACCGCCCACCUUCCGAUCAGCAAACCCUAGGCUCCGUGGUUUAGACCACAGCGCCACCUGCAUCCCUGGGUAGGACUGGGCAAAUACAGAGCGCUAGAGUGCUCUGUAUUCUUGUGGUUUAUCACAUGGGAAAGUGAGCAAAGCAGUGCACAUAUAACCACAUAAAGAUGAUGAAGAGUCUAUGGCUGCAAGCCACGGCUCCUCAGAAGUAAGUACUAUUGACUUCAUAUGGAGUUCAUCUUAAAUUACCUGUCUGCACUACUGCCCACAGGGAAGGGGAGCUGAGGAACAAGGCAGCAGAGAGCUUCAUUGAAGAGCCCUAUGGGGCCUCUCAAGUAAAGACGUUGGCAGCGACUUCCACUGGGGAUCACCAUGGCUGUUGACUUGUCCUGCAAUUUGCUGCAUUUUAUGCCCCGUUCCUCUUAGCAUUUAAAAUGAAGCUGCUAAAAGCACUCAUUCAGAGUUUGGAAGUAUACUGACGACACCCAGCUGAGUCAUAUGAUCAUAGAAUGAGCUGGAAGGGACCAUGAGGGUUAUUUUGUCCAAUCCCCUGCAAUGCAGGAAUUUUUUUGCCCAACCUAUGACCCUAAGAUUAAGAAUCUCAUCCUCUACCAACUGAGCUAUCCCAGACGUCUUUCCCCUCCUUCCAUUCCCAGCGAGGUGAUGAAACCCUUGAACGGUUGCCUGGAAGAGGUGAUGGGUUGCAUGCAGGCUAAUAAAUAGAAGCUCAACCUAUUCUCUCCUCCCCCCUCCCGUUUAUGGUUUUGUAUCCUGCUUAGUAAACUGAGAUUGACAGCUCAGCCCUAUACACGCCUCUUAAGGCAUAAAGUCAAUAUAACUUAUUCCUAAGUGAGAAAGUAUAGAAUUGCAGUCUUAAACCACAGUUUCUGAAUUCAGAUGUACCUGGAAAACCAGGGUUGUAACAAACCAUGAUUGAAACGCUAAAGCUGCCAUCUUGAGUGCAGGAUGGGGGCAACAGCAUGGGUCUAACUCUCAUUCUGUGCUUUGAAAACCAAGAGAGAUGAAGCAAAUAUAUCUUCAUCGGAACUGGUCCUUUCAGUAACAAACUGUAAGAGUAUAGUGCAGGGUUUCCCAAACUUAGCUUUUUUUGGACUACAAUUCCCAUCAUCCCUAGGUAGCAGGACCAGUGGUCAGGGAUGAUGGGUAUUGUAGUCCAAACACACCUGGGUUCCAAUUUGGGAAACUCUGGUCUAGUGUUAGGCAGAACAAGUGGGAUAUAAAUCGAAAAUAGUCUUUCUUUGGCUUUCAUUGUGGCAAGUGUGUUGGCAACAGGAGUCUGGCGAAUAGCUACAGUUGCAAUCAAAAUUAUUCAGCUCCCAUUGUAAAUCAGGUUUAUUAUCAAACUUUACAGACAUUCAGCUGUUUGCAAUGCAGGGGGUUGAAUAAUAGUGAGACUGGAGAAGCGAGCAUAAGUUGCAAUUUCAGCUGAAUUGGGUGAACUACUCGAAGCAUCCGUUUGUGUUCAGCUAUUCCAAUUGCUUUUGUUUGAUUUGCUCGUUGCAAACAGCUGAAAUCUGUAAUUUUUUAUUAUAAACCUGAUUUGCAACUGGGGGGGGGGGGUUUGAAUCAUUUCGAUUGCAACUGUAAAUCCUUUUCCUGUCCUACCUACUGAUGCAAGGGAUUACUGGGUGUGUGGGAAUAGGGCAGGCAAACUGAACCUUAACAGCAGGGAUAACUUCGUGUGAUUUGUUAGGUAAGGGAAAUAGUAUCAGUCACUCAUCUGGAUGAAAAAUAAAAGUUAAAACUCUGCUCUUAAGGACUAAACUCUGCCGAGAGCUAAACCUGUUUACCACCCCAAUCCUGACACUGAAUUGUCUAGAUCACGGGUAGGGAACCUGUGACGCUUGUUGGACUUUAGUCUCCCAUCAGCGUCACUCAGCACGGCUUAGUGAUCAGGGAUGAUGGGAGUCGUAGCCAUACACCACCCGGAUUUGCGCAUUCCUUAUCCCUAGUCUUGCGCAGGAGGGAAAUCUUGCCAGGGGUCCUUGCAAUGUGCGCCACCAGCCCUGCCUUUUGCUGAAUGCAUCCCCAAAGCAGCCUGCCAGUCAUAGUGACGGGCGCUUCACCAGUGUCUGACAAAACGUCAGCUUCAAAGCAGUAACUGAAAUUAAUCGGGAACGAAAAGUUCAGGUUUUGUGGGGAUGCGAGAGCCUGCUCCGAAGGCGAGCCGCAUUAGUAUGCUGUUCAGAGCGUGCCUCUGGCACACGGGGGAAUACUGCUUGAGUUACAGCUUUCAGCUCGGGUUUGCAGAAGCUAAAUUGGGAAUGUUAAAUCACUCCCAAUUUAACUUCUGCCAUGGGAAGUACAAAAAGAGCUGGAGCAGGCUGUCAGGCCCCAGCCGCUCCUCCAGAGGGGGAAACGAGCUCAUGGUGGGCGUUUUAAAGUCCCCUUGCCCUUCCUCUCUGACUUCCUGGCAGGGUUUCCUUUGCGGAAGUGAUUAUUUUGAAAAGACUGCUGCCACUGCUAGUGUGAUAAAAGCAGCAGGAGUGCCAAAGCACUUAGGCAUCCUGCUUCCAGCCACUAUCCUAGGUAAUAAAGAAUGACAGGAGAGAAACACAGCAACGCAAGCAGAGCUGUUGCCAAAAGUCGGCGUUGUCUCUUCUCCCUCUUGACCCACCCGCUUAGCUUUGUGUGUGUGUGUUUGUGGUAUGAGCUGCCUUUUGUUGUUGUUGGGCGUGUGUAGGUGACCUAAAUCCUUCAGCUGUGAAGAGAAAUGCAAUUUUUGUCAGUUUAACAUGCUGCAGUUGUAUUUUUUCUUCUCUUAAAGCUAUAUGCUGGUCAAUGCAAGGCAGAGCAUUGUAUGUUUUUAAGAGGGGAAACUUGAAGCUCAUGAAAGGAGAAAUGUUUCUCAGGAGCUCCUCUUGCGACAAUAUCACUGAUUUGAGAACUUUAGGAUUUUAAAAAGGGUUAUACGUAGAUUGAUAUUUUCUAUUACUGCACAGUGCAAUUUAGUUCAGGAUUAUACAUUGCUCCUAAGGAGCAUUUAGCAACUCCUGAGGUCCCAGCUGCUGCCCACCUAGCAGUUCAAAAGCACGUCAAGUGCAAGUAGAUAAAUAGGUACUGCUCUGGUGGGAAGGUAAAUGGCGUUUCCGUGCGCUCCUCUGGUUCGCCAGAAGCAGCUUAGUCAUGCUGGUCACAUGACCCGGAAGCUGUCUGUGGACAAACGCUCGCUCCCUCGGCCUAUAGAGCAAGAUGAGCGCACAACCCCAGAGUCGUUCGCGACUGGACUUAAUGGUCAGGGGUACCUUUACCUUUAAGGUUCCUAAGGUGGGGAACUUGUUUUUCAGCCAGAGGGUGGCAUUCCUUCAUGCGAAACCUCCCCGGCGGACUGCCUGCAAAUGCUGAGCAGGGCCAGAGGCAAAUGUGGCUAGACUAGAGCAACAGAUGUGCCUCUUUUGUAUGUUUCGGCCACUCAAAAGUCAGAGGUUUUGGCACAGACCUCCCACUCCAUCCAGGUGAGCAAGAGGCAGUGCCAAGGUUCAGAGACACCUUGCAGCUAGGCAGAGCGCUUGAGGGCAUGGAGGACAGGCAGUGCAGGGUGUGUCCUGGGAAGAAGAGGCCAGGGAGACCGUAGAAAGGACUAGAUAAGAUGGGUUGGGGGGAUUUCUGCCCCCCCCCGGCAUGAGGUUACCCACCCCUGCUCUAAGCCACAGUGUUGGGAAUUUUCUAAGUGCCUUUAACAAGGGGCCUGCUUCAUAGGGUUGCGGGCAGAGAUCUCCCUGGUGAACCAAGGGGAAGACAAAUGCAUGUUAAACAAUUAGCCCCUUCUAUGUUCUGCAUGAGUCUGACCAAACUGCGAGAGGCAGUGGAAGACAGGAGUGCCUGGCGUUCUCUGGUCCAUGGGGUCACGAAGAGUCGGACACGACUAAACGACUAAACAACAAUGUUCUGCAGAGGGCAGGAGCCUUGUUCUUUUACAAUCUCCAGCCAUCAACUCACUGGUUGACUUGGGCAAGCUUUUAUUCAGUAAGUUUGUCAACCUGGCAUGCCUGUCUGCAAUGUUGCCAUGCUACUUUACAGAGAUGGUGUAAGGAUUAGCGGGACGAAUGUUUGUGAAGUGUUUUGAGCAAAGCGCUCUUAGAAAAUGUCAAGUGGAAGAAGCGGUAAAGAUUUGAGAAAGACGGGUGCAUCGUGGUAGAAAACGGAGGAAUUCUCAUUUCUGUUGUAUAAAAUCCAGAUCUAUUUCUUAGCAAGACUAGCAAACAGUUCCCAAUGUGUUGUUGCAGCGCUUUCAACCGAUUAUGGAUUUUUUGGCUGGUUGAUCAUUUGCCCUUUUUCUGCUCAACAAGUCUCAUUGAGCUGUGUUACAUGUUAAAUAAACCUGUGGGUGGAAUCCAACAUUGCAUUAUCUGCUUAUAAAGACCUUUGAAUUCUGGGUCUUGGGAUUCUUAUCAAGUGCUUCCUCCCAUAUGAAGCUCUCUGAGGCUUAAGAGCUGUUUUCAAGCCCUGAUUUCAAAUUCUUGCAUGCUUUCAAGCCAGGCUUUCAUAAGAAGCAGAAGCUGCCUUUCUGUUACUGCUCCAGAGGUUUGGAUCACCUGCUUGCAGUCUAUUCUAGAAACCAGGAAGCUUAGUCGGGUCAGAAUCUAAUGUACACUUCCAGAGUUAAUGAUAAAUACAGAUUAGAGAACUGGGCAAAAACAAACAAGAUGAAUUUUAACAGGGAGAAAUGUAAAGUAUUGCACUUGGGCAAAAAAAAUGAGAGGCACAAAUACAAGAUGGGUGACACCUGGCUUGAGAGCAGUACAUGUGAAAAGGAUCUAGGAGUCUUGGUUGACCACAAACUUGACAUGAGCCAACAGUGCGACGCGGCAGCUAAAAAGCCAAUGCAAUUCUGGGCUGCAUCAAUAGGAGUAUAGCAUCUAGAUCAAGGGAAGUAAUAGUGCCACUGUAUUCUGCUCUGGUCAGACCUCACCUGGAGUACUGUGUCCAGUUCUGGGCAUCACAGUUCAAGAAGGACACUGACAAACUGGAACGUGUCCAGAGGAGGGCAACCAAAAUGGUCAAAGGCCUGGAAACGAUGCCUUAUGAGGAACGGCUAAGGGAGCUGGGCAUGUUUAGCCUGGAGAAGAGGAGGUUAAGGGGUGAUAUGAUAGCCAUGUUCAAAUAUAUAAAAGGAUGUCACAUAGAGGAGGGAGAAAGGUUGUUUUCUGCUGCUCCAGAGAAGCGGACACGGAGCAAUGGAUCCAAACUACAAGAAAGAAGAUUCCACCUAAACAUUAGGAAGAACUUCCUGACAGUAAGAGCUGUCACCUAAACAGGUGAUUAUAAAAAAGUUACUGAGUUAAAAAGUUAAAACAACAACUUAAUAAAGGGAGUUUACCACACGUUCUGAGAAGGGAUGGUCAUCUUUAAUAUUUUCCUCUUGUUCUUCAUUCACCAAAGCCAAAAGAGCCUUGGAGAUUGAACACCCGUGCCCCUAACUUCCAGCCAGUCAAUUGACGUUUCUCUUCGCCUGCCAGCCAGCUAAAGCUUCAGCUGUUUCGUUUACUGAUUAGAAGUUUUGCAGCCCUAUUGGAGAACCCAAAUGCCUCUGGGCCGGGGAUGGUGGGAGAUCUUGACAAAUUAAUGAAAACUAACAGCAGUGUUGAGAGAUUUACAAACUCUUCUUUGAGGGUGGAGAGGGGAUUGAGAAAUGAUGCCUGACAUGUUUUGUGUCUUUCCCCCCCCAGCCCUGUGAAAAUAAGCUUGAUAGGGGCCGUACUCUUCACAAUGCAGCACAUCUCUUUUCUUCCAGUAGCAAAGCCCAACCUCAUGCUGUAUUACACCUCCUUCUUGGUAAUCACAAAGGUAAGAAUUUUGGGGCUUCUUGGUGCUUGAUGUUGUGCUGACAUGAGUAACUUACAGGCACUCUAAAGAAACCUGUGCAUGUUUUUGUACUGAUGGUUCCAGUAUUGCAUCUAAUGCUUCAUAUAUUAGAUUUAAUUGUUUUAUAAUUACAUAAAAUCGGCACCCCGAUCUUAGUCUUCUUUUUUUAAAAAGUUCAUUCCUGCAUCAACUCUUCUUUCUCCAAUAACUAGAAGUUUGAAUACCAAAUUGUGUGGUAACAGUUAAAACUGGGGUGGUGAACUACUGGCCUGUGAGUCUGGUCCAGCUUCCCCAAUGCUUGUUUGUGACCUCAAGAACCCACAAUUUUUGUCAGCGGCAGUGGCGAAAGGCAGCAUGUGAUGAAUGUAGGAACUGCCUUCAGGAAAGAGAGAGAGAAAGCGCCACUGUGAACCAAAGAGGCAGUAUCAGCAAAACUGCCAGGACAGAUCCAAACAGGAAGGAGCUUUCUGAUCUGCUGUGGUGUUUCCUGGGCACUCAGGAAACUUUGGAGCAGAUCAGAGUGCUCUUUCUGUAUCCAGUGUGGUCUGAUCCGCUCCGCUUCCUCUUCUCCCAGCAGUUCACUUACUUUCCCUUCCUAGAAAGCAGUUCUCGGAUUGAGAGCUGCACUAGCACCAAGAAGACUGUUGGAGCACUGCUUUCCAUCCUGCCUAGCUAUCUUUGGUAGUGGCAGUAUUGAGUCCCAUGUGGAGGGAUUGCAGCAGGGCACCUCGCAGUAGGAGGGAGAGGGUGGGGAGGCAGUAAAUCAGGGGUGAGCAAACAGGCCUGCGAUGUGUGGCGGUCCUUGCACACGGUGCUUGCAUUGUGGUCUGUGUGGGGUGGCCACAUCCACUUUUGCCUUGGCCACACCCUUUGAUGGUUGACCAAGAGGAAAUGUGCCCCUUGGGCUGUAGAAGGAUAACCGCCCCCUCCUGUUUAAAGCAUUUGGGAAAAAAAUCAGUGGUGAAAAUUUUGGAUGGUGGUGGUAACUAAUUAGUCGUACCUUGGUUGCCAAACGCUCUUGGAACUCGUACAUUUCGGCUCCCAAACGAUCGCAAACCGGAAGUGAGUGUUCCAGUUUUUGAUUUUCGGAAGCCAAACGUCCAGCACAGCUUCCGCGGAAGCCGUGUCUUGGUUUUCGAACAGUUCUGGAAGUCAAACGGGCUCCCGGAACACAUUUUGUUCGAGAACCAAGGUAUGACUGUAAUCUGCAUCUGUCCUCUAGAAAAGCCAGAAGAACAGAAAGGAGCCCUCUGGGAAUGUUUGGGGGAGCUUCACUUUUGAAAACCCAAUGAGAUACGUACUUAAUUUCAAGGACCAGUUCACAUGACUACUCCUACCCUCUGCCAACCCGGGCUGUGGUUUCUCAUGUCGAGGACCACUGCAGUGCUCAUACUAGCCAACUUAGGAUUCCAGUGGCAAGGUCUACUCAGGAUUCACUUAAGCUCACGAUAUUUAGAAACAUGCUAGUUUUUCCUAUCCCUUCAAAAGCUGCUUUUGGGGGUUACAGGACCCCCAGGUAGAUUUUGGAAGCACGCAGGAGGCUGGAAGAGGGAGAAGAGAACCUGAAAGUCGCACCACGCAAGCGGGUAGGCAUCGCUUAGAUGUCACCCUGGGGUUGUAUUAUUUAUCAUUCUGCAUUUGUUUGUUUGCUUUUAACUAAUGCAAACUACCUUGAGCCUGCCAGGUAAAGCAGCAAUUUUAAACUUGCAAAUGGUCACAUUAAUUGUUCUGUGUACAGAAGAUAUCUACCUAGUUUUAGUUCCAUAGAAUUGUAGAGUUGGAAGGGACCCCAAGAGGCAUCUAGACCAACCCCGCUGCAAUUCAGGAAUAUGCAGGUUGCCCAUAUGGGGAUUGAACCCAUGACCAUAUGUCUGUGAAAUCAAUAGGAACUUUGCCUUCGCUUCAGCCAUGUCAGAAUUGCAUGCUAGGUGAUUCUGAAUGUGUGUGUGUGUGUAUUUACUAGUGAAGAUAUGAAUUGAAUUACAGUAUUAAUGUCAGUUUUAAAAAGUAUAACUGCAAUUUUAAGAAGUAGUGUUUGCUUGCUUGUAUGAUCUAGGGAGAAAUACGUAUUGUGUUUGAUAUUCUUCCCUUAACUUGGGUCCUGGUUUGUAUCUAAAAAUGGAAAAAUCAUUGGGGAAUUGGAUUAAUUCUUAUUUAUGGGUUGUUGCUCAUGACCUCGUGAUAUAACGUGUAUAAAUGCAAGGAAUAGCACAUCAGAUAGCCCAUAACCAUUCCUUCUAAUUGCGAGCUUGGGUGAUCACAUGAUGGUCUGUUUGGAAGGAAAGCAGGACCACCCAAAAGUAAGCGAGUGGUUUCUACCUGGGUAUUCCCUAGGUACACACACCUGCAAAUCUUGUUGGAGAGCUGAUGCCCCUUGCUGUGCUUCUUGUUUCAGGUAAUCAUGAUGCUGACGGAUAAUGCUUUCACUCCCUUGGCCCCGUUUGAGAAGGUGCUGGUUGGCCUCCUCUUUGGUCUUCACCCGCCUUGCCCUGAAGCCAGCGAGGCCAAAGUCCCUUACAAUGGCGCCUCCUCAGACUACGACCGCACGACAGCUGGAGAGACGAGCGACAGUGUCAAGAGAAGACAUGCCAAGAAAACAGAAUAAAAAGCUUAGAAUGUGAUGCGGGGUGGCCAAAUGUGGCUUCUUUGUACAUGCCCAUAAAAACACGCCAUGUUUUUCUUUUUCCUAAUAAUGUGAAAGGACAAUUGUGUAUAAGGAAAUUCACGUAGCAAAUGGCUUCCAGAAGCAUAGUGCAAAGUUUCCUGUGCAAACCCCCAUUUCAGUGAAGCUCGCUCAGGCUACAUUGCCCACGAACUUUCUGCACUAUUGACAACUACUGCCAUAUGGCUCUAUGUAGCCUCUAAAAUUUAUUUUUUUGUAAGCUAGAAUUCAUACUUGGACAAGAUGCAUCAUGUUGGGUUUCUUUCUAUCUAAUGUGACUUGAUAAAAGAAGAGAUUAUAUUGUGAUUUUAUGAAGAAUUUUUAUUGUGGUCUUAAAAUAGUUUUUCUACUUCAGAAAACAAAAUACUAACUUUUAAAAAGCUUGAUGAAAUAUUUUCUGGCACCAGUGAAAUGUGAUUGUCAGAACUGACUAUUUAUGUUGAUUGUAACUUAUUCGGGAGAUGAUCCAGCAGACCUGAGCACCUUGAAAUCUGAUGGGUGAGCUUUAAGCAUGAGCAUUUAGGACUUGAAAGUGCUUGAUUUUUUGGCUGAAUUGUGUCCUGCUGUUUUCAUUCUUUAAUACCAGGGAUUACUCUCCCAAUAUUUUAACACAUGAUUUUAAUCUAGUUGAGAAAUGUGAACAUAUUUGUGAAAAUGUAAUAUAUUCAGUGACUGAAAGAAGCAGUAAUUUCAGUGAUCAAAUUUAAACCAGUUUAAUAUUCUAACAAUUUUAUAUAUAUAUAACAGUGCUUGAGGGCCAAUUUUGUAAGUUUUCACACUUGGCUUGAGUCACAAGCAAUCUUGUAGCUUUUUUCACAAAAUUUUCAUACAGGGUUUUCAAAUCUUUGUAUGUUUACUCACUGGAACCACUUAGAUAUUAAAUUAUUUGUAAGCAUGAGCUUCCUUCUUCCUUGCUGGGUUUAUGAAACAAAGAAACUCAAGUGUUGUGGAUUUUCUUUUUGGAUUUUUCAAACAAUUCCACUUAAUCAGUCAGAGACUAAGUGUGGUAAGAACAGACCCCUCUUCAGUACACACACUCUUUUAUUUAUUGAAACAGAUCUUGCAUACUAGACAGGUUUUCCCUAUAUAAUUUGGUAUAUCAGCCUAUCUAAUGCUAGCUAGCUGUAGACACAAACUUGCACAUUGGACCACGUUUCAGAUGUUUGCCUGGUACCAAAACACCUGUGUGGUGCUGCCAAUCACCUGGCAGGAAAUAAAAAUAGAAAGGGGCCAACUUCCGGGAGGUCUCCAUCCUUUUCCCCAAAUCACCUGCCUGGCCAGAAUACAUGGUUUAUGGUCUGUAUUUGCCUUCAUAGGUCAGAAGCUUUAUCGCCCUGUUGUAGGAUUUAACCUCUACUGGAUGAUAGCCAACUAGGGGCAAAUCCACAAUAUACCUUUAAAGCAUAUUCAGCGCACAUUUAAAACACUUUCCCCAGAGGCUCAUGGGAACUGUAGCUCCCCCCAAUAGAGCUACCAUUUCCAGCAUCCUUAACAAACUACGGUUCCCGGGAUUCUUUGGGGGAAGCCAUGUGCUUUAAAUGUGUAUUGGAUGUGCUAUAAAGUUAUCAUGUGGAUCUGCCUCGGGUCAUAGAGUAGGCCUACAUAAAUCAAUGAACUUCAGUAACUUUAGGGAAAUAUUUCAUGACAUAAACAUAUGAUUUUACAAGUAACUUUACAUUGAAAAAUAAAUCCAGGAAGGCUUUUUUUAAAGGUUUAAUUUCCCCGCCCUUUAAAAAUGUAAAGCUAAAUUUCUCUCUUAAAGUGGUUUUGUUCUGGGAGAGUGUAAUUCAUUGCCAUAUAAAGAAAGGGUACUGUUGUCUCAAGUACCCAUCUACCAUUAUACUGAAAUUCAUUAGGGGGUAGGGCAGCUGAAAAGUACUUGAGACAAACACCAGCAGACAAGUGCGCUUCCAACCUUUUUGUGCCAGUAAAAUCUCUGAAAUGUUUUGUAUUACUGGGCUGAGCAAGUCUCUCUUUGCUACUAGAUCUUUGUGGUGCUGUUGACGACAACGAUCUCACCGUAGUAAUUUCACUGUAGUUCUUUUACACAAACGAAUGUGAAAAUGUAUUUGAAAUUACUGUUAAGAUAUUUACAGUUGUUAGCCAGAAAAUGGUCUGCUUUGUAUUUGGGUGCUGUGUGCAUUUUAAAUCCCUGCUAUUAAAACGAAAUGGAAAAGGAAACCGUUUGUCUCGGUGCCUUUUGCAGUGUGAUGGGC